CUAACAUAACUAAAUUAUAUAACCUCUUUCAAAGCAGGUUGGCAGGUUUGUACUUUGCAUGGAGCAAGAGUGAUAGAAUGGGGACUAAAGGUGGCCUCUUCCGGUGCGCAGAUGGGAUAGACAAACUGCUAAUGGUUCUGGGAAUUCUGGGAAGCCUUGGAGACGGGAUGAUGUCCCCUCUUACCAUGCUUGUUCUCAGUGGAGCAAUCAACAAUUAUGGGGCUGACAGUGGCUUCCUAUCUAAUGAAAUAGUGGACAAGUUUUCCCUGAGGUUGCUCUAUGUUGCCAUUGCCGUCGGAGUUUCUGCAUUUGUAGAAGGAGUAUGUUGGACAAGAACUGCAGAGAGACAGACAUCUCGUAUGAGGAUGGAAUACCUAAAAUCAGUACUUAGGCAAGAAGUUGGUUUCUUCAAUGGCCAAGAUGCUUCUACCUCUACCUUCCAAGUCGUGUCUGCCAUUUCUUCUGAUGCCCAUAUAAUCCAAGACACACUAGCUGAGAAGAUACCCAAUUGCCUGUCUAACCUAUCCGCGUUUGCCGCUAGCAUUGUUUUUUCCUUCUUACUUUCUUGGAGAAUAGCAUUGGCCGCAUUACCAUUCUUGAUGCUGUUCAUUGUUCCAGGAGUUGUUAUUGGUAAGCUAAUGAUGAACCAAGGGGCAAAGAUACGGGUUGCUUAUGGAGUAGCUGGUGGCAUCGCAGAGCAAGCAAUAUCAUCCAUCCGUACAGUUUACUCGUAUGCAGGGGAACAUCAAACACUCAAGAGAUUCAGCAAAGCACUCCAGAAAAAUAUGGAGCUUGCUAUAAAGCAGGGUUUCACAAAGGGACUGCUAAUGGGAAGUAUGGGAAUGGUAUAUGCAGCUUGGGCUUUUCAGGCUUGGGUUGGCAGCAUCCUCGUUACGGAGAAAGGAGAAAAAGGUGGCUAUGUUUUUGUGGCUGGAGUUUGUGUCAUCUUGGGAGGAUUCUCUAUUAUGAGUGCGCUUCCAAAUCUUUCUUUCAUCUCAGAGGCAACAUGUGCCGCAACCAAGAUGUUUGAGAUGAUCGACCGAAUUCCAGUUAUAGAUGCUGCAGAUGAUACAGGGAAAAUCUUAGCUGAUGUCAAAGGAGAAAUCAAAUUUAGAGAGAUUUAUUUUAGCUACCCAUCAAGGCCUGAUAACCCAGUUCUUCAAGGAUUAAGUCUUCAGAUUGAAGCUGGCAAGACGGUUGGUCUUGUAGGAGGCAGUGGUUCUGGAAAAUCCACAAUCAUAUCUUUACUUCAAAGAUUUUAUGACCCUGUUAGAGGAGAUAUUUUUCUUGAUGGAAAGAAAAUUAAAAGACUUCAGCUGAAAUGGCUAAGAUCUCAGAUGGGACUGGUUAAUCAAGAACCAGUUCUCUUUGCAACAUCAAUAAAAGAAAAUAUUCUUUUUGGCAACGAAGAGGCACCUAUGGAACUUAUCAUAAAUGCAGCUAAAGCUGCAAACGCCCAUGACUUCAUCGUUAAUUUACCUGAUGGAUACAAUACACAAGUUGGGCAAUUCGGACUUCAGUUAUCAGGAGGACAGAAGCAAAGGAUCGCCAUAGCAAGGGCUUUAAUUCGAGAUCCAAAGAUCCUUCUCCUUGAUGAAGCCACAAGUGCUUUGGAUGCACAAUCUGAAAAAAAAGUCCAGCAAGCGUUGGAUAAGGCUUCGCAAGGAAGGACUACUAUAAUCAUUGCCCACCGCCUCUCCACAAUCCGUGAGGCUAAUUUGAUAGUGGUUCUCAAAUCAGGCAGAGUGAUAGAAUCAGGCUCUCAUGAUGAGCUGAUCCAACCAAAAAAUGGACGAAGGGGAGCCUACUGUGAAAUGGUGCAGAUGCAGCAAUUAGCAAUGCAAAAUGAAGCCUCUCGUAUUUCCAGUUAUCCAACACAAGGUACAAACCCCUAUAGAUUGACUGGUGGACAGACUCCACCAACACCAAUCAGUGCCAGAUCAAGCUACCAUCUAAGCAGUCCAGCUACCCCCUUCAGCCCUGCACUGUCCAUCAGCAUGACACCCACUUUCGAAAUGAAUCCAAAUGAUCACGAAAAUGAUAAAAAUUCAAAGAACUCUUCCCUUUACCCUUCUCCACAGUGGCGUUUGAUACGAAUGAAUGCACCCGAAUGGAAGAGAGCACUGAUUGGGUGCUUAGGGGCUACUGGAUCUGGAGCGAUUCAGCCAAUUCAUGCCUACUGCUUAGGAUCAGUUGUCUCAGUUUACUUUCUUACAGAUAACUCAAGGAUCAAAUCAGAAACAAAAGUCUAUUCCUUCAUUUACUUGAGUCUAGCAGUUCUUAGUCUCAUUGCCAACCUCCUCCAACAUUACAAUUUUGCAAUCAUGGGAGAGCGUUUAACCAAAAGGGUGCGAGAAAAAUUACUUGAAAAGGUGCUUACCUUUGAGAUUGCAUGGUUUGAUCAAGAUCAGAAUACAAGUGCAGCCAUCUGUGCCCGGCUAGUGACUGAAGCCAACUUGGUCAGAUCUCUAAUUGCCGAUCGCAUGUCGUUACUGAUUCAAGUUUCCGUAAGUGCUUCCUUGGCAUUUGUGUUUGCGAUGGUGGUCACAUGGAGAUUAGCUAUUGUCAUGAUUGCCAUGCAGCCUUUAAUAAUCGCAUGUUUUUAUUCAAGGAGUGUUCUAAUGAAGAGUAUGUCAGCAAAAGCUCAAAAAGCACAAGGUAAAGGAAGCCAACUAGCAAGUGAAGCUACUCUCAAUCACCGGACUAUCACGGCCUUUUCAUCUCAGAAAAGGAUACUAGAUCUCUACAGAGAGACCUUAAGAGGCCCCAAAAAGGAAAGCAUCAAACAGUCGUGGUUUUCAGGAAUUGGACUCUUCAGCUCCCAAUUCCUGACAACAGGUGCAAUAGCUUUGACUUACUGGUACGGAGGGAGGCUAAUCAAUCAAGGACUAGUUGCUCCAAAGCACCUUUUCCAAGCGUUUUUCAUCUUGAUGAGCACAGGUAAAAACAUUGCAGAUGCUGGAAGCAUGACUUCUGACAUUGCCAAAGGUGGCAAGGCCAUAAGAUCAGUUUUUGAGAUUUUGGACAGGAAAACUGAGAUUGAGCCUGAAGACCCCAAAGGGAUUGAAGUUCAACAUAUUUCUAAAGGCAAUAUAGAACUCAAAAAUGUUUUCUUCUCUUACCCUUCGAGACCUGAACAAAUGAUCUUUAAAAGCCUUAAUAUCAAAAUUGAAUCAGGAAAAACAGUGGCCCUUGUGGGACAAAGUGGUUCAGGAAAAUCCACAGUUAUUGGGUUGAUAGAAAGAUUUUACGACCCGCAAAGUGGAUCAGUAUUCAUAGAUGAACGUGACAUCAAAUUCUACAAUUUGAGAAAGUUGAGGUCGCAUAUUGCACUGGUAAGUCAAGAACCUACUCUUUUUGCUGGAACUAUUCGUGAAAACAUUGCCUAUGGUAAGGAGAAUGCUACGGAAGCUGAAUUGAGGAAGGCUGCAAUUCAAGCAAAUGCUCAAGAAUUUAUAAGUUCUAUGAAAGAUGGAUACGGUACAUACUGUGGAGAAAGGGGAGUCCAGCUUUCAGGAGGCCAGAAACAGAGGAUAGCAAUUGCUCGAGCAAUACUGAGGAAUCCAGCAAUCCUUCUUUUGGAUGAGGCAACCAGUGCCCUAGAUAGUGUGUCAGAGAAUUUAGUUCAAGAAGCACUUGAAAAGUUGAUGGUUGGCAGAACGUGUGUGGUUGUAGCACACAGGCUGUCCACAAUACAAAAGGCAGACUCCAUAGCCGUGAUAAAGAAUGGACAGGUGGUGGAGCAAGGAUCACAUAACAAUCUGCUAGCCAUUGGACGUAGUGGAGCAUACUACUCUCUAAUUAAGCUACAACAUGGUCAGUCUCCUUACAGGUAAGGCUCACAAAUGUUAGUUCUAUGCAGAAAUUCGAAAUAACACUCACUGUAACAAAUGAAAAGAACUUUAAGGUCAGUCAUAGAAGAAUCAUAAUUUCAUAUGUAAAAAAUAUCCUUUGAGCCAUAAUUGUGAACCAGAUUUGUAAAAUCUAUGAAUAGAUUUCUAGCUUAUAUCCAUAUAAUUACAAUUCUUCAUCACUCAUGUAGCAAUUCUUUAAUUUUACUUUCGCUCCCUCCCCCACGAAUAUAUCAUACAAGUUAACUUUGUGAGAGGGGGUAUUA
Molecule: messenger RNA, 4117 nt
Organism: Tripterygium wilfordii
Lineage: Eukaryota; Viridiplantae; Streptophyta; Magnoliopsida; Celastrales; Celastraceae
Product: putative multidrug resistance protein
Exons: 7
Coding region: 78-3836 (1252 amino acids)
Biological process (GO): transmembrane transport
Cellular component (GO): membrane
Molecular function (GO): ATP hydrolysis activity; ABC-type transporter activity; ATP binding
Source: RefSeq, a predicted model, not a curated record